UGAUCAGCAGGCCGAGAAGGCUAAGAAGCGCCCGCCACCCCUGGAUCUUUCUGUCGCCAGGGUUGAAGACGACGAAGAAGACGAAUACCGCAUGAACACAGCAGACUCAGUGUAUUCAUGCUCGGAAUUAGACCCAGAUCAUCCCUGCCGUUAUCUAAAUGCCAAAGAUGUGCGGUGUCAAGUCCACAAUGCACCAUCUAGACAGCUCCCUGGGACGAAAUACGCUAAGCCAUUUUACAACAACGAGGAUCUUGACAACCUGAAGAGCAAAGGUCCAAGACUAGAGUUUCCUCUUCGUAGCGAUGGAUCAUCAUAUCGACGCGGCCCGCCUGGACCAGUGCGCGCAAUCUACAACGAGGACCCCAAGAAGCGUACUAAUUUCGACGUGGUUUACCACACUACCACGGACCCCAAGAAAUUCAGCGAUGACCUCGACAUUGCAAAAUACAGGCCAAGUAGCAAACGUUGACCUAUCUCUGUGAGAUUACGACUCAACUUUUGGUUCAAUAUCCAACCUAGGAUGUGUACAAUGCGCAAAAUUAGGUACUUUUGGCAAAUGAGUUUAUUCUAGGCAGACUACCAGGAAAGCCGG
Messenger RNA from Daldinia decipiens, 592 nucleotides. RefSeq lists its product as uncharacterized. NCBI's taxonomy places the organism in Eukaryota, Fungi, Ascomycota, Sordariomycetes, Xylariales, Hypoxylaceae. The record is from RefSeq and is a predicted model, not a curated record. Gene Ontology annotation, molecular function: RNA binding; RNA nuclease activity. The transcript is spliced from 2 exons. Bases 92 to 469 code for a protein of 125 amino acids.